ACCAUGGAGGUGAGCGGGGCAGCUUUGCUCCACAUCAGAGGAUUGCAACAUCCCGUCUAAUAGCCGGCAGACUUUGGACCCCGGUUUCCAGCUUUCAGGAAGCUCUCUUGUCGGUGUCUGCUCGCUGUGAGAACAUGGCGAUUGAGUUUGCUCCGCGCUCGGUCCCUUUGGAAAGGAGGCUGCAGACGGUGGCUGUCCUGCAAUGGGUGUACUCCUUCCUGGCUCUGGCCCAGACUUGCAUUAUCCUGUUCUUCGCUCUGCUCUUCACCCGCUUCUGGAUAAUCAGUGUUCUCUAUGGGAUCUGGUGGUUUACAGACUGGGACACCCCCAGGGAAGGUGGAAGGAGGAGCCCCUUUCUGCAGAAUCAUGCGGUCUGGCGAUACGUAAGAGACUACUUUCCUAUAAAGUUAGUGAAGACAGCAGAUCUCGACCCUCGCCAAAACUAUCUGAUUGGUUUCCACCCUCAUGGUGUUCUGGUGGCUGGAGGCUUCACCAAUUUCUGUACGUAUGCCACUGGGUUUCCUGAGCUGUUCCCCGGGAUUACACCAUACCUGAUGAUGUUACCGCUCUGGUUCCGAGCACCAUUCUUUAGAGACUACAUAAUGGCCGGAGGACUGAUCCCCUCUGACAAAGAAAGUGCUUCAUAUUUGCUGAGGGACAAGAAGGGUGGAAAAGCAGUAGUCGUCGCAGUGGGUGGAGCUCCGGAGUCACUGGAUGCACGACCUGGCGCUUUCACGUUGCUAAUAAAAAACAGGAAAGGAUUUAUCAGGCUGGCUAUACAACAUGGGGCUUCCUUGGUUCCGGUAUUUUCCUUUGGGGAAAAUGAGCUCUUUGACCAGGUGGACAAUCCUAGAGGCUCUUUCCUCAGAAAGAUGCAGGAGAGGCUGCAGAAGAUGAUGGGGGUGGCCCUGCCUUUGUUCCACGCUCGAGGAGUUUUUCAAUACAGCUUCGGUCUGAUGCCCUAUCGGAGACCAAUUCACACUAUUGUUGGAAAGCCAAUCAAAGUGACGGAAAAUAUGACCCCAUCAGAUGAAGAGGUGGACAAGCUGCACAAACUCUACAUGGAGGAGCUGAGUGAAUUGUUUGAGGAGCACAAAACUCAAUUUAACGUCCCGGCUGACAAACAUCUAUCCUUCGUAUAAUGACUACAAUAAGCCCAAGUGACUCUCGUACACUCAACCCUGGCAUAAAGAGAGCCUAAAGUCAUAUAGCCCACUCCUGUAUUAAAUUGUAUUGUAAUUGUUCUGUCUGCCCUCGUGUUGUAAAGCGAUGUGCAAACUGUUGACGCUAUAUAAAUCCUGUAUUAUUAAAAUAAUAAUAAUAAUAAUAAUCAAUGGGAUUAUUUCACAAUUUGUUUCCCCUGCUACACUCUGUGGUUCCUCCUACCAGACUGUACAUUUGGAGGUAAUGUCGUAUACAAGCUAGCAGGAGGAACCACAGCGUGCAGUGGGGGAGCACGUUCUUUACACACCCAUGUGUGCGAUACUUGCAGCAGCUGGGAAGAUCUGCAUUUUUAGACACACAACCACUAAAAAGGUCAGAAUGUUGCCCCUUCUUUUAGCAUUUGAACUCUUCUGCGCUUGUAUAACCACCUAAUGAACACGGGGGAAAUUUUGGGAGGCAAAAAUAAAUACAGAUUUUAGGUAAUUAUGUGUCUUUAUUAUAAACACAUUUAAUAAGUGAAUCAAUAUAUAUGUUAGCUGUAUGAAGGCAUCAUUUAUUAUAUGUCUGUUAUUCUGUUUUUACAUUUUUUACAGCCCCUGCAAUUCACUGUCUGACCCACUCUAUUGUCCUUUUCAAAGAUUGGCUCUCUGGAUUAUAUGGUGUAACCAGAUAAUACCAACGCAAAUAAAUUCUAUUCUUGAGUAAAA
Molecule: messenger RNA, 1871 nt
Organism: Rana temporaria (common frog)
Lineage: Eukaryota; Metazoa; Chordata; Amphibia; Anura; Ranidae
Gene: MOGAT2
Product: monoacylglycerol O-acyltransferase 2
Exons: 6
Coding region: 135-1142 (335 amino acids)
Biological process (GO): triglyceride biosynthetic process; diacylglycerol biosynthetic process
Cellular component (GO): endoplasmic reticulum membrane
Molecular function (GO): diacylglycerol O-acyltransferase activity; 2-acylglycerol O-acyltransferase activity
Source: RefSeq, a predicted model, not a curated record